AUGGAGGGCGAAUGUCUGUGCAAAGCGGUGCAAGUCAGAGUGAACGAUGACAACCUCUUCGGAUCACAAAGGCGAGGGCACAUUUGCCAUUGUGCCAACUGCAGGAAGAUCGCUGGCGGUAUAUUCGGCGUCAAUCUCACUAUCGAGGAGGACAAGGUUGAAUUUCUCAGGGGCAAGGGCGGCAUCAAGACAUAUGCGGACCCGGAGACCAUGAGUGGAACACCUGUAAACCGAAACUUCUGCGGGACUUGCGGGUGCCCUAUAUUCAGUCAGACGCCGGUGUACAAGGGCAAGAUCAUAUUGAAGCUUGGGCUGUACCCUAAGCUACCAGUGCCUGAGUGGGAGAGCUUUGUCAAGGACAAACAGGCGUGGGAGACGCCGAUGCCGGGCACCAUGCAAUUCACGUCCAAGUCCGGGGGAGAUCGUGUGCGUGGUAGCCUUGAAGUGGCAGACAAGGUGUAA
This is a messenger RNA of Cyphellophora europaea CBS 101466, 462 nucleotides long. RefSeq lists its product as uncharacterized. The record is from RefSeq and is a predicted model, not a curated record. The transcript is spliced from 4 exons. Lineage: Eukaryota; Fungi; Ascomycota; Eurotiomycetes; Chaetothyriales; Cyphellophoraceae. Bases 1 to 462 code for a protein of 153 amino acids. Gene Ontology annotation, molecular function: carbon-sulfur lyase activity.